UUCUGGUCAUUCCUGUACUUCAUUGGGUUCUGUUACUUGACUAACCAGUGGAGCAAUGCUGAGACACCUCCAUUUGGUGUCAACAACGUGCAAGCAGCCAUUGCCUUCAGCUUCUUUUCAAUCUUCCCUUGGGCAGGUGCUGCUUACCUGGCAUUCUUGAGGUACAGGCAGGGAGCAGACCAAGCCUUUGCCCCAAGUUAUGAGGCCGAUCCUACCAACAUGGGAGGAUACAAUAGUUACCCAGAUGCCACAGAUCCUGAUGGAGGGUAUUCUCAGCCUCCAUUUGCUGGGCAGCCAGCCCAACCUCAGUCAGGUAUGCAGCAGGCACCGCCCUAUUAGACUGCGGAUACGAGGCUCAGCUAGUCAGUUACUUUACUAGUCGGCACCACUCAGCUGGAUAGCACUAACACUUCUGCUGCCACUAGCCACCAAGUAUUGCCUGAUAUUUGCCAGCUUUUCCUGGUGGCCAGGCCAUCUAGGAAGUGUCACUAGUCAGGGGAGGACACAGCCCUUGCACAGUGUUAUGUUAAGCUGAGAUUGUAGAAGAACUAGAAACAUUAUUUUACCAAAGGUGAGGCUUGGGUAUGAGAACAAAUGUUAUGUUGACUCAAGAACUCGCCUUGCUCAUCUUAGCGCAACUUUCAGAGGAUCUCUUAAUAACAUGAACCUUUGAAGCUAAGCUCUUGUUCUGUUACUGAGGUGUUAACUCUUAAGAAGAUAUUUUGGUAAUUUUAGCUUUACCAGUUUAGUUAAAUUUAACACUUUGGAAGGAUCUACAUUUAACAUGCAAUGUAGCAACCCAAAAGGUGUAAAUGUAUUUCACAUGAAAGACAGGCUUUAUUAAAGUGUAUUUUUACUUCACGGUAACAACAAGUUGCAUACAGAUGUGGUAGUGUGUAGCAGUGUUAUUUCCUCAGUAGAUAUUCCUAUUAGCACUACUAUGGUACGUCAGUACAGUAUGGUGUGCUUUGGUAAUUUAGUGCUUUGUUGAUGAACUUUUAUCUUGGUCAGAAAUUUGAUUUAUAUUUUGUGCAUUUUGUAAAAUAAGCUUUUGUUGUUGCUAUCAAUUAAUUUUGAAUAAUUUGGGUUAUAACGUACAAUAUACAUAAUUUAUAAUUGUAAAAAGUUUUUCUAUUCUAUUCUAAUAGUUUUAUGUUUACAUUGAUCACGAGAAGGCCAGCUGUCCUAAAUAAUGAUGGAAAGAAUCACCUCUUAACUGCAUCCUAAAGAAUAAAUAGUAUGUAUCUAAAACCUCAUGUGGUUUGGUUGGUAUGGGUAAGUUAACUCACAUGGAAAGCUUUAUUUUUUUAGUUUAUUUUUUGACUGGAUAACCCUGCAUUUGUUAUGACAGAAACUGUUACUCUCAACCUUUUUUCCCUUACUCAUGUGCCAAUAACCUGCAAUAAUAAAGUAAAAAUCUUAACUACUUAAGGUGUGAAACACUACUUUGAUUCAAAUGUUUACUGUACAGAAAUUUGACAUUUAGUCUUGUGCAUUUAGUAAUGGAAGUGUGAAAUGUCUCUUAAAAUGUGCAUUCUGCGAGGGUUGCCACCUUUGUUUUAGGCAAUCAAGUAUGUAUGUAUGUAUAUAUAUAUA
This is a messenger RNA of Cherax quadricarinatus, 1596 nucleotides long. RefSeq names its product synaptogyrin-2. The record is from RefSeq and is a predicted model, not a curated record. Lineage: Eukaryota; Metazoa; Arthropoda; Malacostraca; Decapoda; Parastacidae. Gene Ontology annotation, cellular component: synaptic vesicle membrane; neuromuscular junction.